Messenger RNA from Drosophila innubila, 1797 nucleotides. RefSeq names its product putative aldehyde dehydrogenase family 7 member A1 homolog (gene Aldh7A1). NCBI's taxonomy places the organism in Eukaryota, Metazoa, Arthropoda, Insecta, Diptera, Drosophilidae. The record is from RefSeq and is a predicted model, not a curated record. Bases 89 to 1699 code for a protein of 536 amino acids. The transcript is spliced from 2 exons. Gene Ontology annotation, molecular function: aldehyde dehydrogenase (NAD+) activity.
UCUGGAUUGAGAGUGGAUUCAGUUGAUAACCGAGCGGUGUGGAGAGCAGAACAUCGUUGAGCAGCGGACUUAAGUGGACAACAAAACAAUGAUCGCACAUCUAAGGCACUUGACGAGGCGUGGCGUGUUCCCAGGCCAAUUGCAGCAGCUGCGCAGUGUGUCCUAUCUGAUUGAUCAGCCCGAGUACAGCUUCCUCAAGGAUCUGGGUCUGGAGCGUGACAAUCCCGGCGUCUAUUCGGGUCAGUGGCAGGGUCGUGGUCAAAGCAUCACUAGCUAUGAUCCUGGCACCGGUCAAGCCAUUGCCACAGUGCGUCAGGGCAAUGUGCAAGAGCUGCAUAACGCCGUUGGUCUGACCGUGGAGGCGUACAAGCAUUGGCGACAGGUUCCCGCUCCCGUGCGUGGCGAGAUUGUGCGUCAGAUUGGCGAUGAGCUGCGCAAGUACAAGGAGCCACUGGGCAAGCUGGUCUCCCUGGAGGUGGGCAAGAUCUACAGCGAGGGUCAGGGCGAGGUGCAAGAGUUCAUUGACAUUUGUGACUAUGCCGUCGGCUUGUCCCGCAUCUAUGCUGGCCAACUCAUCAAUUCGGAGCGUGCUCAGCACACCAUUCUCGAGGCCUGGCGUCCACUUGGCCUGGUUGGCGUCAUAUCCGCCUACAACUUUCCCAACGCGGUGUUCGGCUGGAAUGCAGCCAUCGCACUGACAACCGGCAACACUGUGCUCUGGAAGGGAGCGCCCAGCACACCACUUGUCUCCGUGGCCACCACCAAGAUUGUGGCCGAUGUGCUGCAACGCAACAACUUGCCACCUGUGGUCAGUCUCUGCCAGGGCGGCACAGAUGUCGGAGCUGCUCUCGUUGCCGACAAACGUGUCAAUCUGGUGAGCUUCACGGGCAGCUGUCAAACCGGCCGCGAUGUGGGCGUGGAGGUGCAGCGUCGCUUUGGCAAGGUCAUCCUGGAGCUGGGCGGCAAUAAUGCGCUGAUCAUUGAUGAAACGGCCAAUGUGAAAAUGGCCUUGGAUGCGGCACUCUUUGGCUGCAUUGGCACCACCGGACAGCGUUGCACCACCACCAGACGCAUCAUUGUGCACGAGAAACUGCACGACAACUUCGUGGAGGCCCUGACCGCCAAGUAUGCGCAGCUAUUGCCCCGAAUUGGCCACCAACUGGAGGCGGAAACACUUGUCGGACCUGUGCACACACAACAGAAUGUGGACAACUAUAAGGCGACCAUUGAUGAGGCCAAGCUGCUGGGUGGCACUGUCGCCUUCGGUGGACGUGUGGUGCAGCGUCCCGGACACUAUGUGGAGCCCACCAUCAUCACUGGACUGUCCCACGACGCGAGUGUCGUCCAUCGCGAAACCUUUGCUCCUAUCGUGUAUGUGCUGAAAACACGCAGUGUGGACGAGGCCAUCGCCUGGAACAAUGAGGUGGAGCAGGGACUGUCGUCAGCCAUCUUCACCGAGAACAUGACUCAAGCCUUCAAGUGGAUCGGUGCCCAGGGCUCUGACUGUGGCAUUGUCAACAUUAACACCACCACAAACGGUGCUGAAAUCGGAGGCGCCUUUGGUGGCGAGAAGGCAACUGGAGGUGGUCGGGAAUCGGGCUCGGAUGCCUGGAAGCAAUACUGCAAACGUGCCACCAUCACAUUGAAUCACUCAGGCGAACUUGCCUGCGCCCAGGGCGUCGUCUUCAAUGUGGAGUAAACAAACUAUUGGAAUACAAUCAAUAUACAUGCUUUAUAAAUCAUUUAGUCACUUUAAUUAUAUUAUUAAAAUGUUUCAAAAAAUGCAUCAAAUUUAAA